Thalassophryne amazonica is the source of this 1275-nucleotide messenger RNA. Its product is annotated as claudin-12-like. Gene Ontology annotation, cellular component: plasma membrane. The transcript is spliced from 3 exons. The record is from RefSeq and is a predicted model, not a curated record. The coding region runs from base 154 to 1218 and encodes 354 amino acids. Lineage: Eukaryota; Metazoa; Chordata; Actinopteri; Batrachoidiformes; Batrachoididae.
UGUGACGUCAUUUCCUGUUACGCUCUUGUUUUAGUCGGCUGUGAUUUUCUGAGUUGGUGGACAGAGGAAAAUAAUUAAGAUGGUCCGAGCUUAUUUUAAACUCUGGUGAACUGCUGUAAAAGUAAGGAGCUAUUUUUGUUGGCCUCGACAACCAUGUCGUGCCGUGACAUCCACGCCACCAAUGCCUUUGCUUUCAUCAUUGCCUUCAUUUCUGUGGGAGGGAUUUUCGUGGCAGCAGUAAUCCCACAGUGGCGCGUAACAAGACUCAUCACCUUUAAUCGCAAUGCCAAGAAUGUUAGUGUGUAUGACGGGCUGUGGUCAAAAUGUGUGAAACAGGAUGGCUACUCAGGAUGUUACCACUAUGAUACAGAGUGGUAUGCUAAUGUGGACCAACUGGAUUUGCGGCUCCUGCAGUUCUGCCUGCCUAUGGGUCUGAUGUUUGGUUCUCUAGCCUUACUGCUGUGCAUGGCUGGAAUGUGUAAGACCUGCUGCUGUUCUGACAAGCCGGAACCAGACAUUAAGACCAUCCGUUGCCUGGUCAAUAGUGCAGGCUGCCAUCUUGUGGCUGGGGUGUUUUUGUUCCUGGGAGGAGCAAUUGCUCUAGCCCCCUCAGUGUGGUUCCUGUUUCGCACCAAGGAGAUGAAUAUCAGAUACGACAACAUUUUCUCUGUUGGGUUUGCUGUGUAUGUAUCCAUAGGCUGCUCUGGAGGACUGAUGCUUGCUGCUCUGUUGAUGUUCAUGUGGUACUGUAUGUGUAAGAAAUUGCCGUCACCUUUUUGGUUGCCUCUGCCCUCCAUACCUACCUCAGUGUCCACCCAGCCUCUCACUGCUAAUGGAUAUCCUUCCCCUGUCUGUGGCCCUCUGCCGCUCCCACCACAGACCUAUGCUCCUGCUGUGAUUGACACUCACCCAUAUCUGCCCUCCCAAGGCUACAUGCCAGGUGUGGCAGCCCCUGUCCCAUCACAGGUGUACAUGUCUCAGAUGUCAGCUCCAGAUGGGUAUGGGUCAGAGGUAGGGGGUGCCCAGGCGUAUACCUACACUUCUUCUCAGAGCUACGCUCCCUCACAGAGCUAUGCUCCUUCUCAGAGCUAUGCUCCCUCGCAUAGUUAUGCUCCUUCUCAGAGCUAUGCAUCCAGCUAUACAGGUCACCGCUACUCCUCCCGCUCACGGAUGUCUGCCCUAGAGAUCGACAUUCCUGUGCUCACACAGGAACAAUAACGGAGUCUGAUGGGGAUCAAGCAGUAGUAUGGGUUUCAUCACUGGUCACUUAAUGGA